Messenger RNA from Penicillium canariense, 2385 nucleotides. Its product is annotated as serine/threonine-protein kinase. Gene Ontology annotation, biological process: intracellular signal transduction; protein phosphorylation. Gene Ontology annotation, cellular component: cytoplasm. The record is from RefSeq and is a predicted model, not a curated record. Lineage: Eukaryota; Fungi; Ascomycota; Eurotiomycetes; Eurotiales; Aspergillaceae. Bases 1 to 2385 code for a protein of 794 amino acids. Gene Ontology annotation, molecular function: ATP binding; protein serine/threonine kinase activity. The transcript is spliced from 3 exons.
AUGGCCGCCGCCUUCGACGAGGAAGAUCUUUCGAUCCCACUCCCUCCUUCCGACCGUGACCGUCCGCGUGAACGUGCGAGCAAGCCGGUCAGCUCGAACCCCUCCGCUAUGGCAAUGCCCCCGCCCUCGCGCCCGACCGGUCGGGGCGACGCCGCGACACAGUCACCGGCUACCAUGCGGGACAUGCAGCGCCUCGAUCAGUACCAGACCGUCAAGAUCUUGGGCGAGGGAUCGUUCGGAAAGGUGAAGCUUGCCAUCCACCAGCCGAGUGGACGGCAAGUAGCCCUCAAGAUCAUCUCACGGCGCAAGCUACUAUCCCGGGACAUGGUUGGGCGCGUGGAGCGAGAGAUUCAGUAUCUCCAACUGCUACGACAUCCCCAUAUCAUUAAAUUAUACACCGUGAUUGCCACCAAAACCGACAUUGUGAUGGUCCUCGAGUACGCCGAACGCGAGUUGUUCGAUUAUCUGGUUAGGAAGGGCAAAUGCGGUGACGACGAGGCCCGCAAGUUCUUCCAGCAGAUCAUCUGUGCCGUCGAGUACUGCCACCGACACAAGAUCGUCCACCGUGACCUCAAGCCGGAGAACCUGCUCAUUGACAGCAACAAGAACGUCAAGAUUGCCGAUUUCGGAUUGAGCAACAUUAUGACAGAUGGCAACUUCUUGAAAACCAGCUGUGGAAGCCCGAACUAUGCCGCCCCAGAGGUCAUUUCUGGGAAGCUCUACGCGGGUCCAGAGGUGGAUGUUUGGAGCUGCGGUGUCAUCCUAUACGUGCUUCUGGUGGGCCGCCUGCCAUUCGACGACGAUUACAUCCCCGCCCUUUUCAAGAAGAUCGCAGCCGGCAACUUUCACGUUCCAGGAUACAUAUCUCCCGGGGCUGCCCGGCUCAUCCGAGCCAUGCUCCAGGUACACCCGGUCCACAGAAUCACCAUCCCCGAGAUUCGACAGGACCCUUGGUUCACCAAAGACCUCCCCAAGUACCUGGAGCCACCGCCAGAGGAGUUUAUCGCCACGGAUGUGGAUCUGAGCAAGAUCGAUCCUCGUAAAGUUGCCCCAGGAAAGUCACUCCCUGCGCAUAAUAAGAUCCAUCAAAUUGCCGUGUCCAAGUUGGAACGAAGCAUGGGAUAUGGCCGGGAAGAUAUCGAAGAUGCAUUGCGGCAUUCGGAGCCUAGCGCGAUCAAGGAUGCUUUCUCGAUUGUCGUUGAGAAUGAAAUGAUGCAGACCAAUUCCCCGAUCGAAGAUAAUCUAUUGGCCCCGAGUGUGACAGCCCAGCCCAGGGCACCGGCACUUGCACUAGCCCAACGCAACCCCGCAGCUCCAAGAACUCAAGAGCCAUCUGCGCAUGCUGCUACUCGAGCCCUAAGUGUCUCCCGCCGUCCACGAGAGGAAGCCCAGCAAGCAGACGCGGAUGAUUUCGAGCUACCACGUCUCAGUCAUGUCCGCAUAUUGCCCACAAGCUUGCCCUAUGUGCAUGAUCAGCUCAUGGAGCAGCGUGACCGAGAGCAGAAAGCUCGUCUUGAAGAGCGCCGACGAGAAGUGGCCGGUACUGAGGAGGAACGUUCCGGGUCUGAGCGCAGAGAAUUGUCUCCCGAAGAGCAGGCGGCCACUGUACGGGCAUUGAAGCCCCACGCUCGCAGUGUGGUUGAUUUGGAUAAGCUCAAGUUCGAGCCACCUAUUGGCCAUCCCAUCACGCAACAGCCCAAGAGAUCUCGCAAGUGGCAGUUCGGCAUCCGUUCCCGGAACCAGCCUUAUGAAGCGAUGCUGUAUUUAUACCGAGCAAUCGCUGCUCAGGGUGGGGUGUGGGAUAUCCAGCCUGUUGAAUCAGGCACAAAUAUCGGGCCUGACGCGACACCUUCCUUGGAAACACCCAAACCUCUCCAAAGCAAAUAUCCUGACCUCCCGUCGGACUACUACAUUCCGAAAGACCCCUGGUUCAUCCGCGCUCGCCUUCUGAAGGAAGGCGUCCAGGCCCCGGGAGCAUCGACAAGUGUUUUCAAUAGUCGCAGCGACCUUGAAGAGCUGCGCCGCCGCUUCCACAUCUCUGGCAUCUCUGCUCCGGGUGAGGACAGGGAAAGAGAUGUCAAAUCCUCCACGCCUGACAACAGCGUCCCAUCCGCACCUUCAUCGGCCACCCAAAACAACGGGUUACCGGGUAUCUCCCAUGGUGUUUGGGUCUUCGUCGAUAUUCAGCUCUACCAACUGGAGGAGAACAACUAUAUGGUCGACUUCAAGUGCGACGGCUACCAGAACGUCAUCCGCGCUCAUGGCGACUCCGAAUGGCACCCGAUCAGCAAGCGCUUCAUGAACAAAGAGAAGGAGGUCACCAGCCCAUACCCGUUCCUUGAUGUGGCAUCGGACCUUGUGGCUCAGCUGGCUGUAGCUAGCUAG